Messenger RNA from Wallemia mellicola CBS 633.66, 1329 nucleotides. RefSeq names its product Aldo/keto reductase (gene GCY-3). The record is from RefSeq and is a predicted model, not a curated record. Gene Ontology annotation, molecular function: aldose reductase (NADPH) activity. The coding region runs from base 27 to 1082 and encodes 351 amino acids. Gene Ontology annotation, cellular component: cytosol. Lineage: Eukaryota; Fungi; Basidiomycota; Wallemiomycetes; Wallemiales; Wallemiaceae. The transcript has 5 exons.
GUACCACAAUCAUCAAAAUUAACAAAAUGCCACUCCAAACUGAACGUAUUCCAUUUGCCAAUGCACCAGCAACCGCUGCUGACACCAAGUCUGAUGGUAUUCCAAGGCUUGGAUACGGAUGUUGGAACCUUCCAAACGAACAAGCUGCUGACCUUGUCUAUGGUGCUCUUGAGGCUGGUUACCGUCAUAUCGACAGUGCAGCUAUUUACGGUAACGAAAAAGAAGUCGGUGAGGGUAUCAACAGAUGGCUUAAGGCCACUGGUACUCCGCGCUCUGAAAUCUUCGUCACUUCAAAGCUUUGGUUAAACUCUAAGAGGGCAGAAAAUGUCGCAAGAGGUCUCACCAAAACCCUUGAUGACUUGAAAUUGGAGUAUCUCGACUUGUACUUAAUUCAUUGGCCUGGUAGUCUUGAAGCUGGUCAAAACUUUGACGGUUCUGCUGCCAUUCCACAAGAUGACAAAGGCUUCCCAAUCAGAGACUACGGUGCAGAUGAGGAGGAUACUUGGGCAGCUUUGGAAGCUCAAAUUCCACAAAAAGUUAAGAACAUCGGUAUCGCAAACUACACCAAAUCAGAAAUCGAGGACCUCCUUAAGUAUGCUAAGAUUAAACCAUCAUCCCUCCAAGUUGAAUGUCACGUUUACCUUCAACAAAAAGACUUGGUUGCAUUUGCUCAAUCUAAAGGUAUCCAAGUUACAGCUUACAGUCCAUUUGGUGGUCUGAACCCAACUUACGGUGGUACAACUGAAGUCGUUUCAGACCCACUUGUCCAAUCACUUGCAACUAAGCACAACACCACUCCACAUGGUAUCGUACUCUCAUUCCUCAUUUCCAGAAACAUAGUACCGAUUCCAAAGUCAGUCACCAAAUACAAGGAAAACUUUGAUUCAAUUGUUAAAUUAGAUGCUGAUGAUGUUAAAGCUCUCGAAGGAGCAGACAAGGGCAAGAGAUACAAUGAUUGUUCUGAAAUGUUGGGUUACAUCUUCUUCAAGGACGAGAAGUCUUCAGAACAAAUCUUGACUCAAAUCGCUAAAGCUGGUUUAACGCGCGCUCAAGCAAAAGUUGAACACUUAGUUGGAAAAUAAGUGCAAAUUUGACAUGUCUUGAUGUACGAUUAGAAUAUGAUACUUAUGUUGUUUUGCAUGUGUUAACUAUGAAAGGUUUUUGUUUAUAUGCGUGUUUUAUCUCUAUUGUGUGAUCAUAGGUGAUCAUAUGUAAUAUCGAACAUGAUCGGUAAACGGAGUAAAAUAGUAAGCUAGUAACCUUUCUGGGUUAUAGAAGUUUGAAUACACCAUUAAUGUAAGCUGUUUAUGAAUGUAUGAAAUGUUAUCG